Molecule: messenger RNA, 894 nt
Organism: Debaryomyces hansenii CBS767
Lineage: Eukaryota; Fungi; Ascomycota; Pichiomycetes; Serinales; Debaryomycetaceae
Gene: MOB2
Product: Mob2p
Exons: 1
Coding region: 1-894 (297 amino acids)
Biological process (GO): cell division; positive regulation of protein phosphorylation; signal transduction
Cellular component (GO): cytoplasm; nucleus
Molecular function (GO): protein kinase activator activity
Source: RefSeq, a predicted model, not a curated record
AUGUCAUUUCUAAACACGAUCAGAGGAUUGGGCAGAAGCUCCAAGAAGAAUAAAAAGGAUGUGGAUACGCCAGCAUCGAUAUAUUCACAUAAUAAUUCAUCUGGUUCACCGAUAAGAAGAUCACAGUCUCCAGGCAAAUAUUCGCCAAAUAAAUAUUCUCCAACUAAACCACGAAACACAAAUCAAAUACAAUUUGCAAAUCAGUCACCUACUAGAAGAGGCCGUACACAAGGAAAUACACAGGUGCAGCAGAAUCAGCUGCCACGUCGUCAGCAGGUAGCUCAACAGUCACAAGCAUCACCAUCAAAAUUACCACUUUUCUUAUGUGAACCAUUUGUGAAGACUGCGUUGGUGAAAGGAUCCUUCAAAACUAUCGUUCAACUUCCAAAAUAUGUGGAUUCGAACGAGUGGAUAGCGUUGAAUAUAUUCGAACUGUACAAUAACUUAAACCAAUUUUAUGGAAUUAUUGCUGAUUAUGUUACACCAGAGGCAUUUCCAACUAUGAAUGCGGGUCCUAAUACGAAUUAUAUGUGGGUUGAUGCCAGUGGCCAAGCAAUCAAUUUGCCAGCAAGCCAAUAUAUUGACUAUGUUUUGACAUGGAUAUCAACCAAGUUGAACGAUCAAUCGAUAUUUCCUACUAAAAAUGGAGGAGCAUUCCCACCGAACUUCUUGAAGGAUUGCAAAAACAUAUUAAGACAAAUGCUCAGAAUAUUUGCUUUCAUAUAUCACAACCAAUUUGAUAAGAUAGUACACUUGUCAUUAGAAGCACACUGGAACUCUUUCUUCGCCCAUUUUAUUAGCUUUAUAAAGGAAUUUAAUUUGAUUGACAGGAAAGAAUUAGAGCCAUUAUUACCGUUAAUAGAGAAUUUUGAACAGCAAGGGAAAAUUAUAUAA